AUGGCAGAGCUUAUAUGUCAUGACACUUUUACAUGGAUAUCAAGUGUAGUAAAAGGACCUCAGUUCUUCGAGGAUGCCGUGUAUGUGAAGGUAGGUUUGUAUUUAAUUAUUUGUUUAUUUAUAAAAUAUUUUAUAAGAUAUAAUUGAGAUUCCUCUAACUUUCAUGUAUGUCCUGGGCCCACUUACACUACAUCAUUACAAUAGAAUAUUCAAAAUACUAAAUAAUAUUAAUACACAAUACAUAUAUAAAUUUAAUACAGAACAGGUAAGAAAUUUAAUCAACCAUGAUUACAGGUGCAUUCUGUUUUGAGAUAUGUAGAGAUUUCUUAAAGGAUUUUAGGCUGGGGGAAGACUUGAAAGUGUCUGGAAGGUUAUUCCAUAAUAGCAGUGCUCUGUAGGAAAAAAGAGGAUCGCAACGUUUGCCACUGUAAUUAUAGCGACUUACUUCUUUCAUUCCUUUCACCUCCCCACCGCCUUUCCAGGUUAGAAGAGGUUAAGACAGUUUCUUGUGCCACCUCAAGGUAGUGUCAGCCCUGCAUACAAGUAAAAUGUGUAGGCCUUUUGGGUAGAAAUCCUGUUAGGAGGCAAGAGGAGAAAUAUUGUAGUUGUAGGAGUAUCUUAGAAACCCCCAAAAUUUGACUAUUCCAGAAAACCAACUGUUAGAGCAAAUUGAAAAGUUGUACUUCCGAGUAAAAACAAUAAUUCCUGGAUAUUACUAUCUAGACAUUGACGUCGGAUAGUAGAAUUUACACCUUUUUCUCAAUUAGUAGAAGCACCUAGUAUAAUGGUUAUUGAUAUGUAUCUGUUAAUGACUAAUAAUGUUGACUUUUGGGAUCCAUUGUGAAUCGUUUAUAAUAUAAUAUGCUAUCUGUUUUAAAUUUGUAAAAGAAAAUUCAAGAGGAAUUCAAUAAAAAAAGUUUAAAUGGAAAACACAGAGCUUUCCACAUUAACUAUUUAUUAUAUAAUGUAGUCUUAUCAAGUAAGAUGUUUGACAGACUUGAAGUGAGUGUCCUACAAAAGGGACUCACUUUAUCUUCAACAAGGAGCUUUAAUUGUGACAUAUUACGAAUAAUAAGUUGCAAUAAGUUGGUUAAACUCCAGUAUUGUCCAAGGAUUUUUCUGAAAUACAUUUCUUAUCAGUUGGUAAUUUGAUUAAAAAAACUAGAUUCUCAACAAACAAACAUUCUAGUGGAGGGGGGGGGGGAGGGGGGAAGAGAGGGGAAUAAUCUUCAUGACAGUUGUGUCCGCACAUAUUUUAAAAAUAAAUUUCUAUAUCUAGUCUCAAGGAGGAUUGGUGUGUGGGAAAAAAUAAUCCCGCCAAGCACUUUUUAGUUAGGUCUUAUUUUUAUCUUGUUGGACAAUAUAAGGGGACAAACUUUAAUGAGAUAUAGAACAAGAUCCCACUAAACUAGCAGCAAAGUCUGUAAAAACAUACAAUAUUGAUAAUAUGACUACAUGAAAAAUUGUCCUGUAAACAUCUGAAAAUUGAUUAAUGUAACAAUUCUGAAGGUUGGCACAGAAUGAGCUGCAAUGAUUUGUGACACUCAGAGCUAUUAACACAGCAUCUUACUUGAAGCUUCCAAGUAACCUAAUAAAUGUGAUCUACAAGUAAUAUUACUUCUAGAUAUGGCAGUAUAAUAUGGCUCAAAUAAAGAUUUGCGAUAGAAGUGGAUACCAAUUACUCCUAUUUUUCACAUGUUGCUAUUAAAGUGUCAUAAGAAAAGGUAACAAAUAGAACAGUUUCCACAACUCUAGUCUGCCCAAUCUCUUUUCAUAGCAGAACCAAAGCUUUACCUUUUUCCUGAAGGAGGCCGUACUGCAUCGAAUAUAGAAAAUCUAUUUUAUAUCCGUUCUUGUGUUUGCAAUAUAAUUGAGAUUCUGCUAAGAACGAUUAUGAAAUGUAAAAAUUAAAUGUAGAUUUUAAAGAGAUUUUUAUACGGUUUCUUGGACUAAAAUUACUUUUAAUUUACCACAUCAGAAUUAUAAUCUCUGUAAAUUAAAUAACAUUAGCACAAGAAACAGUAACCCCAAGAUUCAGUUUAUAAAACAAAAAUAAACUGCUGUUCAUUGGACAAUGAAAUCUGUUAAUAUGGGCAAUGCCGAAACAUAAUACAAUGGGUUGUGGGUAAUUAACCAGCUAACUCAGUUGAAAUGCAAAUACGUUUGGAAAAAAAUAAGUGCAUUAAAUUUCGUAUCACACCAAACCCUUUAGUCAAUGAAAUUGCAGAAAAUAAUUAUUGCAUAUUUGAGUAGCUACUAUUGUAUUUUAGUAUAUAUCUUCAUUAGUUAUUUGUCAUGUCUAAAGACAUUUGUCUUUUCAGUAAUCACUGUACCUAGCACUUUUAAUAUACAGUAUACUUAUAUACUUUAUUAAAACGUGUUUUCUGUUCACCACAAUAAAAGUUUAUUAAAUUGUCAGGAAUGUCUCAAACUCUUAAUUUUUCAUGAGGUUUCUAAUAAUAAUACAUUGUAUUCCUACAUAAAGUAGUCCAGUAAUAUAUCCACUUAAAUUAUUAAAAUUGAUCUGUUAUAAUUAUCUGUUUUUCUGUUACCUGGUCUCCAUACUUGUUCAUAUGCCAGAUAUAGUGUAUCCAUCCAUGCUUUUUUUUAGUUUCACUGACUAAAAAAGAAAAAUUGCCUGUAAUGGAAUAAAUGUUAGUGUUACUGGGUGAAUGCUCAUGGUCAUUCUUAGUAUAGUAGUACUAUAAGGCAGGUAUAGAAUUUGGUUAACUCUGUAUGUAGAUAAAAACUGUGGGAAUCAAACAAUCUUCAUAAUAAAAUGUAUCUUUAAUCACCUCUUAAAGUAUUAUUUCCAAACUAAUUGAAGGUUAUGCAGCAUGAAUGCACACCCUCCAUAAUAAUUUUGUGAGUUAUUUGGAGAAAUCAUACUCGCCCAUCCCACCCAACACCCCCAUCCUGAUAAUCUCUGGAAUAUACACACUAUAGGGUUCAUGCAAGUUACAUUAGGAGCUUCAAAAAUGAAUAAUUUGGGGUAAAAAGAAAUACCAAUAUGUGAAGAAGUAUUGGAUAGUUUUCAGUCAACAACACAAUAUAUGAGAUUUAUAGCAGGUUACAGCUGGUAGAAUAGUAUGGUUUAAUAUUUAGGCAGGUUAUAGAAUAAAAGGCUAUUUUAAAGCCAGUUGGUUGUCUUUACCACAUAGUUAAAAAAAAAAUUGUUAAAUAUAUAUUUAUAAAUAGGACACCAAUAAUUAAGAGCAAAAUAAAUUUAGUGGAAUAACUAAAAAAACCUGAAUAUUUUUGCUGCCUGCUUGGUGACUUUGGUUAGUAAGGAAAGGUUUGUUUAGUGAUUUACAUAAAAUAUUGCAGUUUUAAGGUCAAUCAAAAUUUGAGGUCAGGUUAAAUUUAGAUAGUGAAAAACUAUAGAUCAAUUUCUACUCUUAAAAUCUAACCUAUAAAUUAUCCAAAGAAAAAAAAUUUCAUAAAUACAGAAACACAAUAAUAUUGCAGUACUCCAGUUUAAUAAAGACUGCAUUUGUUAACCUCCACAGUCAGCAUUUUCAACUUUUGCAUAUAAAAAAGCUAUGUUGAUGAAUGAGGUCUCAAAGUUUCUAAGAAAAUUUGUCACAUAUUCAUCCGCUUAUAAAAAUGUGGUUAAUGACAUUUACUGUCCACACAGGAAAAGUUGUGCCGAGCAGCCACCAAAUCCACAGAAGGGUUAAUGCUGAGCAGCAAAUAUGCAAAUGGAAACCUGGUAACUGCCUUUGGGGUCAAAGGCCAGUUACAGCCUAUCAGAUCUAGAGGAGGGGUAUUUAGGCCCAGUUCUCAUCCUGUUCAGUGCUCUGUUGUGGUGGUCUGAGAGUGUGUGCCUGAUUCUAGUUUCUUCUGGUGUUUGACUUUGAUUUCCCUGUAUCCCUGACUUCUGGCUGUCUCUUUCUGUAUCCCUGACCUCGGCAAGUAUCCCGACUAUUCUUUGGCACGUUAAGUCCGGCCAUUCUAAGGCCCGAUAAUAUGUUACCUAUUAGUCAUCUGUGUGACACAAUUCUACAUGCUGGAUCAACUAGUAAUCCUGACACUUAAGCUUCCUAAACAUAAUAAUGAUAAAUAAAUAACUUUACAUUGCUUAAAAUUUUACCAUACCUAGACUGUAUAAUUUAAGUUUCCCUCCAAGGUUUAUGCUUUGUUUACAUUACACAUUUCUUUAAAAUUUUUGCUUAAAAAGGUAAUUAUAAUGCUAAUAGAACAGAUACUGCAGUGUCUAUUUCUAAUUAACAUAUUACUUAUAAUCACUUUCCUCCACCCACUGCUUGAACACUGACCAAUAGAAAUCUUCACACCUAUUAACAUGACCAUGGCUAUUGGUGUGAUACUCAAUUUUCAUUUAAUUCAGGGGGGGUUUAUGGUUAAGUCAGGGCAGUUUUCCUAUAAAAGACCAUUAGCAGGCUUACAGCCUUCAGUAUUUGUAUUCUUGUUAGUUUAGCAGGAACCUCUUGAAGACCAUGGACUCUAGGAGACAAUUUCCACGUGUCGAACUUGUGAAAAAGAUCACGUUUGCCAUAUUCCAAAGUGAUAUCUCAACCCAAAGUUGAUAGUAAUAUUGUAAAGGUAAGAUCUACACUUCCUUAUAACCUGAUACAGUAUGUUUGAAUGGAGUGUGGUUAAUUUUUUUUUAUACAUUAUGGUGAUAUGUAGAUAAGUUGCAAAGAGUAGGCUAAACUGUAGAGAUAGACAUGGUCUACAGCUCAUCUAGUUUCCAUUGUGUCUUUUUUUUUUUUUUAAUGAAACCAAAACUUUCUAUUUCAGUAUUCGGUUAAACAAUUAGAUGUUCAGGGAAAAACAUGUACAUGAUUAUUAUUCCUGUUGGAUAAUUAACAUUUGAUUCUCUGUGUAUGUUGGACUAAAUGUCACGUAAGUCUCAGUCAACCUAUAGCGUGAUUGAAAGUUGUAUUACACAGUAGGUGGAGAGAUAAAUGUUUUAAUGUGUAGCUUGGUUUGUAAAACUGGUUCUGUUCUUUAAUUCAUAGCAUCUAAUUCAUUUGGGGUUAGUCAGGACACUCUAGAAUAUUAACAGGUGAUUUCCAAACCUUAGCUCAAUAUUUGAUUUGGUUAAAAGAAUAAUUCAAUCUAUUAAAUACUAUUUGUUGAAUUAUACAUUAAAUAUACAAUUUGCAUUUACGUGUUAUCUAUAUAAAGUGCUACCUACUUUUACAUUUAAUGUCUAGAGUACAUUAUACAGUCUCUCCAAUUGUGUUAAUAUUCCUCAGGUUUAUUAACACACCCUAUAAAUGCAUUUUGCUGUCUUUUUACCACUUUCUGGAGGAAGAUCUCUCCAUGGAUCCACACUGAAGAACUGGUCUUGUCCUCUUCCAUAAACUACUAGAUACACACUGUACCAUGCUUUCAUUAUUUCUUUUGUGUUUGCGAAGUUCAACUACUCUUUGGCAGGAGAAAAGGAGUGGGAGAGAAUUGUUCUACAUGGAAUGGGCUGAUUUGUCUUGUAGUUUAGGUUUCCUCACUUCAUAGUGUUAGAUUGCAAUGUCUUAAAAGAUUACAAAAUCUGUAUUCUGAUUAAUUUUGGUAAAUGUACAGAGGAUGCUAACAUGGGAUAUUAGCAUUCACUGACAGUUUGUUAACCCCUUCAGGACAGAGUCAAUAGUGCACGUUCUGAUCAAAACGUAAACAAAAACUGGAAUUUGCGCUAUAUGUCUGUUCAGCCGUAAUUCACCGUUGUCACAUUAAGUGCACCCACACAUAUAUAUAAUUUUGUUCAGGAGAAACAGGGCUUUCAUUUAUCAUUAACUAUUCAUAUAUGGAACAUAAUUUAUUAUGAAUAAAAUUUAAAAAAAAAUUGUUUUUUUAAAUUUGUAUUUCUGUCUGACAUUUUAGCUGUGAAUGUCAUAAUACUGUUAGGUUUUGCUGCAAAAAUAAUGCACAUAUUUGUAAUCAGCGAUGUCUCAUGAGUACAACAGUACCCCCCUACUAAGAGGUUUUAUGGUGUUUUGGAAAGUUACAGGGUCAAAUAUAUAACAUUCCAUUUUCAAAUUGAAAUUUGCCAGAUUAGUAAUGUUACCUUUUGAGACGGUGUGGUAGCCCAGGAAUGAGAAUUACCUCCAUAAUGGCAUACCACUUGAAAGAAAAAAAGACAACCCAAGGUAUUGAAAGUGGGGUAUGUUUAGUCUUUUUUUUCUAGUAGCCACAAACACAGGACAAAGUUAGCAUUCAUAUUAGUUUUUUGCUUUUUUCCACACACAAACAAAUAUUUGGCCAGUGUUUGUGACUAAGUGGCUACUAAGAGACUGCACAUACCCCACUUGCAAUACCUUGGGUUGUCUAAUUUUGCAAAUGGAAUGCCAUCCUGGGUGUAAUUCUUAUUCCUGGGCUAUCAUACGCUCUCAAAGGCAACAUAACCAAUCUGGCAAAUUACAAUGUCAAAUUAAAUGCAAGCCUUAUAUGUGACUAACUUUCCAAAACACCACUGUACAUGGGGGAGGUACUGUUAUUCUCGGGAGACUUCACUAAACACAAAUAGUUUUAAAACAGUAAAACCUAUUACAACAAUAAAGUCUAUAAAAGUGUUGUUCGUUUGUAAAAAAUGCAAAAAACUUUUACUUAAAAUAUCGUUGUAAUACAAUUUACCAGUUUGAAACACUAAUAUUUGAGUUGAGUGAAGUCUCCCGAGUAAAAAAGUACCCCCUAUGUACAGGUUUUUUGGUGUCUUGGAGUUACAGGGUCAAAUAGUGCUUGUGAAUUAAAUUUUCUGCACUUUCUCCCUGUGUCAGGCAUGUUAAUCAAAUUUUAAUCAAAUCACAUAAUUAUGUUAAAAGAUUACUUAAAUAUACACGUAGAAAUUUAAUAUAUGCAUUUAUAGGUAUUUAAAUUCUACGUGUAUACUAAUGUAAUAUGUGUAUAUAUAUAUGCGCUUAUUUGUAUUUUUUAUAUGUCAUUCUAAGUGUAUUUUGUUAUAUCUAAACAAGUUAGAAUGAAAUUACAUGAAUAUACAAUUUAUAUUUGUUUCAAUAUUUUAUUUUUAUUGUAAUUAUAAAGAAUAUACACACACGUCAUUCUAAGUGUAUUUUAAUACUAAUAUGUACUUAUUAAAAUACACUAUGUGUGUGUGUGUAUAUAUACGCAUACACACACUAUACGUUUAUAAAUAUAUCUAUUUUAAACAUGUUUAAAUUUUUUUUUAUUUUUACACUUUCCACCAGCAGGGGGACUGACAUUUCAGACAGUCCCCCUGCUGGCAGAUCCACAGCCAGCUAUAGGGGGCCAGGUGAUCACUCUUUGAGAGCAAUCACAUGGCCCCCGGGGGCCUCAUUUGCCGUGGGAGGGCUGUCAGGCAGUCCUCCCAAAGCGGAGCGCCGGGAAGGUAAGUAUCCCAGGCGCUCUGGGGGCUGCAGCCAUGACUGCGUGAAGGGGUUAAACGUGUUAUAGCAAAACAUUGGUUAAAUAUUAGUAAUGAAGAUUUAUCUUUACUUAGAAUAGAUUAUAAAAAAGCAGUUUUUAAAACUAAUGUUUUGCACCCUCAGGUCUACGCUUCAGAUCUGAGUAAAGAACCUGCCUUCCAGCUCAUUGCAAUGGAAAAUAAAUCCAAAAACCAAGAGAUCCAGAUGAUUCCAGAGCAGUACCAGGUUCUUGAAAAGCUUGGAGAAGGUUUACUGGCUCAUGACAAGCUAGCAGGUACAUAGACUUUGUUGGCACACGUGUGUGUGUGUGUGUGUUCAUCUAAUAACAUACAAUAUCUAGAAUAGUUACUGGCUAUAACAACCUGUACUUUAAGCAGAAAUCACACUUUUUGCACAAACUGAUUAAUAAAAAAAAAAAAAAAACACACAACUUUUAGUUGGCUAUCUUUAUUUACAUUGUAAAUCUUGCUGCACUGGCACAGCCAAAACAAUAGGCAGAUGAAAUUAAUUUCCAAGUGUCGGGAGGGGGAACACACUCUGCUGGCUUAUAAUUGAAUAAAUAGGGAAUAAGGCAAAAAGGAAAAACUGCAACCUGUUAAAAUAUGCUUAGAUCCCAGGAAGCUAGAAGAAGGGUAACCUGCUCAUGGCUACAAAGUCUCCCAUAAUAUCCAAAACUAAACUACUUUAUUGAUUUACAACAUAAAAAGGGGUAUAUCAGGAGACAGUGCCAGGGCAGGACCCUAAAAUACUAGCAAGUAUCAACCCAGCUAUUUAAAGCAUAAGGUGAAUCCACAUCAAUGCAAAAAGAACAGUCAGUAGGGGCUAAAGAUAUGCCUCCAAAACACAGACUGAAUGGCUCUUGGGUAUUUCACCUAAGCAGUGCGCUGAGCUAAUACCAGGAACAAGGUGUCUGGGAGAUACAGAGUAGUCAGGAAAUUACAUUAAUAUAGCAUGGUCUCUAAAUGCAGAUUAGGUAAAGGCUAGUAGAACAGUAAAUGAGCAUGAGCGGAUCACUAGCUUCUCUGUCAUAAGUCUGGCAACGUCCAUGCUAAUAUAGUAUUCCCUAAUGCCCCUAAAAAAACCUUAAUUAAAAAAAAACCAGCCCAACGCGCGUUUCGGUGUGGUGUCAGACACAUCUUCAACACCAAAAUGCGCGACGGGCUGUUUUUUUCUAUUUCCACUUUAUUGCACUUAUGGAGGCACUUUUUGUUUAGCACUUUGACUUUGUCUAGCUUAGAUCCGUAUUAGGACCAAGGAGGGUCUCCGGGGAGGGGGAUAUUAUGGGAGACUUUGUAGCCAUGAGCAGGUUACCCUUCUAGCUUCCUGGGAUCUAAGCAUAUUUUAAUAGGUUGCAAUUUUUUUUUUGCAUUAUUCCCUAUUUAUUCAAUUAUAAGCCAGCAGAGUGUGUUCCCCCUCUCCUUCCUUGGGCUGUGGGGGAAUAUUCUUUGAUUCCACUUUUAUAUUAUAUGUGUAAAUCACUGCUUACAACACAAAAUUUGAGGAAUACUUUUGUUAGAGUUAUCAGCUGAUUUAUUAAUGUUUUUGGGAAUAUUUGUAAAAGGUUUGUCUCUACUGGAUAUUAUACUGAAAUAGUUUUUUUCUAAUAUUCUAGGUUGGGUUACCAGAAUACAUUGUGAAGCGUUGUGCUGCUCAAAUCUCCAAAGCAUUGUUUUUCAUCCAUAAUCAAGGGUUAGUGCGUAGAGAUCUGAAACCAGACAACACCUUGCUUAUGGGUAAAGAAUGCCACAUCAAGACUGGAGAUUUUGGUUUAACGGAACGCUUUGGUAGAUUCAUCCCAUCGAUGUCUCAUAUAAUACAAGAUAUGGCACCUGAGCGUUCUAUUCUGGAACCUAACCAGUAG
Molecule: messenger RNA, 9225 nt
Organism: Pelobates cultripes (western spadefoot toad)
Lineage: Eukaryota; Metazoa; Chordata; Amphibia; Anura; Pelobatidae
Source: the annotation of a GenBank genome assembly